This is a messenger RNA of Schizosaccharomyces octosporus yFS286, 4118 nucleotides long. Its product is annotated as ARS-binding protein. Gene Ontology annotation, molecular function: DNA binding. The transcript has a single exon. Gene Ontology annotation, cellular component: nucleus. Bases 91 to 1794 code for a protein of 567 amino acids. The record is from RefSeq and is a predicted model, not a curated record. NCBI's taxonomy places the organism in Eukaryota, Fungi, Ascomycota, Schizosaccharomycetes, Schizosaccharomycetales, Schizosaccharomycetaceae.
CUCGCCGUAACGAUAUCGAGUUGUUAGGACUCGACUCUUACGAAAUAUACAUACAGGGGGCGGCCUUCAUAUUAUAAAAAGCAUUAGAAAAUGCCGCCAGUGAGAAGGCAGGCAAUUACCAUUGCAGAAAAAAAGGCCAUACGAAAUUUUUACAGUGGAUUUGAGAGUAAACCGGGACAAAAAGCAAUAAAAGAAUGGUUCGAAGAUAAGUUUCAAAAAAACAUCUCACAAGCUACAAUAUCGACGGUACUGUCAUCGAAAUAUGAUUACUUGGAUCAUAAUGAGAUUGUCAAUGAAGGAGCAGUUAAGUUGCGGCCAGCAAAAUAUCCAGUGUUAGAGAAUGCGUUAGCUGAAUGGCGGCUACGAAUGGAAAAACAAAAUGUGUCUGUCAGCAGUGAAUCUAUACGGCAUGCAGCGAUGGAACUUUGGAAGAAAAUACCAAUCUAUCAAAAUCAACCACCUCCUGCUUUUAGUAAUGGCUGGCUAGAAAAGUUCAAAAAGCGACAUUCCUUCCUAAGUCAAAAAGAAAUUUACACCACUACUUCUUCGCAGUUAUCACCGCAAGAAGGACCGCCUCCAAUUCAUUUUCAGCAAAUAUCCCACAAUCCUUUAGACUCUACUGAAUCCUCUCAUAUACAAAAUCCUCUCUCUCUACCCAAUCCCCCCCCUAUUCUUGAUGACGCUGGAUCUCAACCGGUCAGCGAUGUAGUACGCAUUCACGAGCUGAAAAACCGUUAUGCAGUUCGCGACAUCUACAACAUGGAUGAAAUAUCCUUCUUUUGGAAACUCACACCUAAACGCAAUAUUGGGAAAAAUAAUGUCGCAGGUGUUGAACGAAACAAAGCUUUUGUUACUGUAACGAUUUGCUGUAAUGCGGAUGGAACUGAGCGUUUACCUUUAUGGAUCAUUGGAUAUUCCAAAAACCCAAGAGCUUUCAAAAAUGCCAAAGUUCCUCCUCAUAAUCUAAACAUAAUAUGGAGACAUAAUGGUAUAGCCACCAUGAACGUCCCAAUUAUGGAAGAAUGGCUUCGAUGGUUUGAUUCUCAAAUGGAAGGUAGAAGUGUACUGUUAUUACUGGAUUCUUCUAGCGUCCAUCAGUUAAGUAUAGAAAACAUUCGAAAAUCCAAUUUUCCUCUAAAUAAUGUAUUAGUCGUUCUAUUGCCUCCGAAUAUGACAAGCAUAUCGAAUCCUUGCGAGCAAGGUAUCAACAAGACUUUUAAGGCUCAUUACCGUCGGUCUUGGAUUUACGACAUUCUUCUGAAAACGGAAAAAGACAUUAAUCCUUUGCAUUCUAUAAACAUAUUACAAGCUGUUCGCUGGAUGGUCGACAUAUGGGAUUAUCAAAUAGAACCUGCUACUAUUGCAGGAUAUUUUCGUCGCUCAGGUGUGCUGGGUCCGUUAUUAGAGGCUGAACCAGAACCUUCUGAAACUUCACGGAUAGUUUCUCAAUUGCAGCAGACUGUUUCUAGAUUUGAUCCCCAAAAAUCUGCUGACAUUGAAAAUUUUAUCGAUCCUCCUGAAGAACUAAGAGAAAACCGAGACGGGCAGUUGGUCAACCAGAUUGCAGCUCAAUUUCUUCCUGAUCGAGACUACGAAACCGACGAAGACGAAAUUAUCGAGCCAGCCGUUUCACUUAAAGACGCAUCAAAAGCAUUAGAUGUGAUUUUGAAGUUUGAACAGCAACAAGAUUUUGGUGAUCUGAAUUUUAUAAGAACACUAAAUCUGUACAAAAAGUCCCAUAAUAUAAAACUCGAACAGUCCUCAAAAAUGGAAUUCAUUAACACCCUUUUCUAAUAAUCAUUCCGUUUAGUCUUUCUUUAAUCCUAUGUUGUUCAUAUAUUCUUAAACAUACUUGUAUGACUAAUUUCUCGUCUUCGAUUUUACAAAUCUCCUAUGCAUGGAUUUCGUAUAAUGUAAAUAGAAGGGAAAGUUGAUAUGCCUAUUUUUUUUUUCAUAUCUAAAAAUCUAUAAAGUCUAAAAGUCUAAAAGGGAGUCUAAGUGUGAAUAAUUAAAUAGAUAAACAGAGCUUUCGCGUGCUUAAACAAUAAAGAGUAUACAUCAACAAAACAAAAAGAAAGAAAAAAACCAAUGAUAAAUAACAAUCCCGGAUAUCAGAAUUAAAAAUGUCUAUGCCAUCUGACUGCAUGGCGUCAAAUCUCUCUCACUUGAGACGGAUUGCAAAUAAGGCUUGUAGCUAUUUGUUCUUCGCUUAGGUUUCUGUAACAUAUAAUUGUUCACAAGAGAGGAAAUUCUAUUUACAACAGGAGCUGGAUAACGCUUACGCUUUAGCUGCUCAACAAUUUCAACAGCUUCUUCUGCGUUGUUUACGCUCAGAUAUGCACGAACCAUAUUCUCAUAGGUACUAGGUUCUUUACCCGACAUGCCAUCACAGUCCAAAAGAUCAAAAUAGUAUCUGGCUUUACUAAUCAUGCCUACUUUCGUAAAACCCUUAAUCAGAGCAUUUACAAUGUAAGCAUUCAAAGAAACACCAUAUUUUUUCAUGUCGGAAACGAUCUGAACUCUUUCAAUGAUACGAUCAUUCGCAAUUAAAGAUUCUAUUUGAGACUGGAAAAGGUUGGCAUCCAAACGAAUCUCCCCAGCUUCGUGUUUUGCAAGCGCAAUAAGAUAGCACUUGUUAGCAGCUUGAACAUCAGACAUCACAAUACCAAGUAUAUGGAUGUAGGCUGCAUAGUGCAUUGGAAGAACCUUUACACCAGUUUGCUCCAUAAGCUCUAAUAUAGCUUCAACUGAUGUUACAUCAACAGGUUCAAGCAUACCAUAUGCAUCCAUGAGCAAUUUGUAUGUAUGAGGGGAAGGCUGUAUUUCAGUUGAGCACAAUCGAUUGUAAUAGUAUAAUGCCUUCUCUCUGUUAUACAUAGUUUGUACUUCAAACUGGAUCAUGGUAUUAUAAGGUGCUACACGAGGUUGAUAGUUGGACUGGUUUUCCAUUUCACAGAACAACUUUUCGGCUAAAGCUUCAUCACCUAUUCGACAAGCAGCAUUUAUGACUGUUCCGUAAGUUACGCUAGUAGGAAGAAGUCCAAAUUCUUUCAUUUCUUGGAAAAGCUUCCAGCAUUCGGUGGUACGGCGAGCACGACCUAGUUUGGAUAAAACAGCAUUGUAAAGAAAAACAGAAGGCUUUACGUUAUGACGUUUAGUUUCCUCAAAAAUCUUCAAAGCGGUUGUAGCAUCAUCGGUAUCUCCACGUUUCGUGGAGUUGUUGAUCAGAUGUGCAAAAGUAGAUGCUCGAGGAAUAUAACCUAUGGAUUUCAUUUGGUCACAGUACAAAGUUGAACCCUUAAAGUCACGGGAAAAAGAGGAUGAUAACACCAUUGAGUCCAAUACUAAAGCCAUGAACCAAUUGGCCUUCUCGGAAGAUGAAGCACGUAUCUUUCGAUAAAACAAUUUUGCAUGUUCGAAUACGCGAUGAACAGCUCCGAAUUGCUUGUGUUUACUCAAGGCUGAAAUCAAAGAGGGAUAAGCUUCAGGGUGUAAAAAUUUGUCAUUUUCAAUUAGUUUUCCAAAUUGGAAAAACAACAAGUUGGCAUCAAUCCGUUCGGAUGCAGUACCCGAUAUCAUCUUUGACACAUUGGAAUUGACUUCAUGAUCAAUGAAGUGGAAGUGAUCAAAGAAAUAGCAAACUUGGGAAAUGUCUGCCAAAAUUUUUCGACCUUUAUUAUCGGUGGAAAACCCGAUGACGGCUUCAGAGACGAUAUUAUCACGUACGAGCUCAACCAAGCGCUCAUCAUCUCUCAAAUAAGAGAAAGAUCGAAGCAAGAUAUGAACAUUCUUGAAUGUGGCAGGAUAUUUUUUACCGGAGAAUACUCGUAAUAAAUCCUUCAAGUCACGCUUGCUAGAAAGAGAUCCUUCAGUUUGGACGACAUUAAAAGCUGCAUACUCAAGAAGAUAUCCAAAUGCCCGAGGUGAAAAUGAGUUUAGAUCCAGGGUAGACUUGUUGAUGCUCUGCACUGCUGUAUGAAGUAAAGGAGCAAUAAACUCAACCUGAGGAAAAUUAACUUGACUUUCCAAGAUAUAUAGCAAUUGAAGCAAAACCUCAGAAUCAUUUUGAAGUGACUUUGGUAAAACAUCCCAAAAACCAUUCAAGAUUGACAAUUGUA